Messenger RNA from Vigna angularis (adzuki bean), 4377 nucleotides. Its product is annotated as putative phospholipid-transporting ATPase 9. Gene Ontology annotation, cellular component: plasma membrane. The coding region runs from base 615 to 4121 and encodes 1168 amino acids. The record is from RefSeq and is a predicted model, not a curated record. Gene Ontology annotation, biological process: phospholipid translocation. Lineage: Eukaryota; Viridiplantae; Streptophyta; Magnoliopsida; Fabales; Fabaceae. Gene Ontology annotation, molecular function: ATP binding; ATPase-coupled intramembrane lipid carrier activity; ATP hydrolysis activity. The transcript has 11 exons.
CCGAAGGAAAUGGGUCAGUCCCCUCUCUCUCUCUCUCUCUCUCUCUCUGGUGUUUGCUUCUAUGCCGACACAAGAACGAUAUUACCUCAAUUUUCUCUUGGCACGGUGCUGUUCGAUAACGUUAGAAAGUAGCAGCAUUUGAUAUGAAAUGCACCUUCCUAACAUGCCAAAUUCCAAGCCUCCUUCUUUUCGUGACCCAGUUACGUAAACCAUCCCACACUUGUCGAAGUACACUGCACAUUGCUUGUCCCCAACAGAACAUAGGUUUUAUCCUUUAAACUUCCUCUUUUGUUUCUCUUCCAUUCUUCACUUUCCGUUCCUUCGUGGCCAAGAUUGCGUAAUUUUGUGGCAAAAGGCCAAAAGGGGUUCCGAGUUUUUGUGUGGUUGUGAUGUUUUUGUUUGUUGACUAGUGACACUCAGUUCCUUUUCAAGCAUAGUGGUUAGGGAAGUUGCUUUUUAAGACUAGGUAAGGUUACCGAUUUGUCUGCUAGUGUUGGACUUUGCUUCAGGGAUUGGGAAGAGUAAUUAGUCCACCUUAUUGACCCUUGUUGCCUUUAUUAUUGCUAUCAUUUUGGAAUUUGGAUCAAUCACUUAUACCAUUUAGAUAGAAGAAGAUGAGGGGUGGGAGAAAGAGGAGUAUGAUAAAGCUUAAGUUUAGCAAGAUCUACUCAUUUGCUUGUGGUAGAACAACCUUGAGGAGAGAACAUUCGCGGAUUGGGGGACAUGGUCAUUCCAGGGUUGUUUUCUGCAAUGAACCUGAUAGGUUUGAGGUAGGGGUUUUGAAUUAUGCUGAUAAUUCUGUUAGGUCCACAAAAUACACGGUUGCUACUUUCUUGCCAAAGUCACUUUUUGAGCAGUUUAGGAGGGUGGCUAAUUUCUAUUUCUUGGUGGCUGGGAUCUUGGCCUUCACAAAGCUUACUCCUUAUACUGCUGUCAGUGCUAUCCUUCCACUCUCUAUCAUCAUUGGGGCAACUAUGGUGAAAGAGGGUAUUGAAGACUGGCGCAGGAAAAAGCAGGAUAUUGAGGUGAACAAGAGAAGAGUUAUAUUGCAUAAAGGUGAUGGCAUUUUUGAAUAUACUGAAUGGAAGAAUCUGAGAGUAGGGAAUAUAGUGAAGAUAAUGAAGGAUGAAUUCUUCCCUGCUGACCUCCUACUGCUUUCCUCCAGUUAUGAGGAUGCAGUAUGCUAUGUUGAGACCAUGAACUUGGAUGGUGAAACAAAUUUGAAAUUAAAACAAGGGUUGGAUGUAACUUCUUCCUUACAGGAGGACUUCAAAAUAUGUGAUUUUAGAGCUGUCAUCAAAUGUGAGGACCCAAAUGCAAAUCUGUAUUCUUUUGUUGGGAGCAUGGAGUUUGAAGAGCAAAAGUACCCUCUUUCUGCUCAGCAACUUCUUCUAAGAGACUCCAAACUUCGCAAUACAGACUAUGUGUUUGGAGCCGUCAUCUUUACCGGUCAUGACACAAAGGUUAUUCAAAACUCCACUGAUCCUCCUUCAAAAAGAAGCAAAAUUGAGAAGAAGAUGGAUAAGAUUAUCUACUUCUUGUUUUGUGUUUUAUUUCUAAUUGCAUUUGUUGGAUCUAUUAUCUUUGGCAUCAUAACCAAAGGAGACCUGAAAAAUGGGUUGAUGAAAAGAUGGUAUCUAAGACCAGAUAGUUCCACAAUUUUCUUUGAUCCAGAGAGAGCAGCUGCAGCUGCUAUAUUUCAUUCUUUAACAGCCUUAAUGUUAUAUAACUUCUUUAUUCCUAUCUCUCUGUAUUUCUCAAUAGAAAUUGUCAAAGUCCUUCAGAGCAUCUUCAUCAAUCAAGAUAUCCACAUGUACUAUGAAGAAGCAGACAAACCAGCUCGUGCCCGUACUUCAAACUUGAAUGAGGAACUAGGCCAAGUUGACACAAUACUUUCUGAUAAAACUGGGACUCUGACCUGCAACUCAAUGGAGUUCAUCAAAUGUUCUGUUGCUGGGGUAGCUUAUGGUCAUGGUGUAACAGAGGUUGAGCAAGUCACCGGAAGAAGUAACGGUUCACCUAUUCUUCAUGAGCAUAUUAAUGGUCUAAAAUCAAAAUCUAAUGAAAUCGGGGACUCUCGAGAUAGAAAAGAGCCUAUUAAAGGUUUUAACUUUACAGAUGAAAGGAUAAUGAAUGGGAACUGGGUUAAUGAACCUUUUGCUGAUGUUAUACAAAAGUUUUUUCGCUUAUUGGCAAUUUGUCAUACUGCCAUACCAGAAGUGGAUGAAGAAACAGGAAAUGUCUCAUAUGAGGCUGAAUCUCCAGAUGAAGCAGCAUUUGUGAUUGCUGCAAGUGAAGUUGGUUUUAAAUUCUACAAAAGGACCCAGAAUUGCUUGUCAACGUAUGAGUUGGAUCCUGUUUCUGGUAAUGAAGUUGAAAGGACAUACAAGCUUCUCAAUGUUUUAGAGUUUAGUAGUUCAAGGAAGCGAAUGUCAGUGAUAGUGAAAGAUGAAGAAGGGAGAAUUUUACUACUCUCUAAAGGUGCUGACAGUGUCAUGUUUGAAAGGCUUGCCAACAGUGGGAGGACGUUUGAAGAGAAAACAAUGGAACAUGUGCAUCAAUAUGCUGAUGCAGGUCUAAGGACUCUAAUUCUUUCUUAUCGUGAACUUGAUGAAGAAGAAUUCAAGGAGUUUGAUGGUAAAUUGUCUGAAGUAAAAAAUUCAGUCUCAGAAGACCGGGAAACACUGAUUGAAGAAUUAUUGGAUACGAUUGAGAGGAAUCUAAUCCUUCUUGGUGCCACUGCUGUAGAGGACAAGCUCCAAAAUGGGGUUCCUGAUUGUAUCGACAAGCUAGCCCAAGCUAAGAUUAAGAUUUGGGUUUUGACUGGAGAUAAAAUGGAGACUGCCAUCAAUAUUGGUUUCUCUUGUCGCUUGCUUAGACAAGGAAUGAAACAAAUUAUAAUUCAUUUGGAUAUUCCAGAAAUUCAAGCGUUAGAAAAGGUUGGAGACAAGAUGGCUGUUGUGAAGGUAUCAAGGGAAAGUGUGCAUCAUCAGCUAUCUGAAGGUGCUCAACUGCUUUUUGCAUCCAGAGGGACUUGCCAGCAGACAUUUGCUCUGAUCAUUGAUGGAAAAUCACUAACAUAUGCUCUAGAGGAUAAUAUGAAAAACAUGUUUCUAGAGCUUGCAAGUCAUUGUGCAUCUGUUAUCUGCUGCCGUUCAUCGCCAAAGCAGAAGGCUCUGGUUACUAGACUGGUCAAAUCUGGAACUGGUAAAACAACAUUAGCUAUUGGUGAUGGAGCUAAUGAUGUCGGAAUGCUUCAAGAAGCAGACGUAGGGAUUGGAAUCAGUGGCGUCGAAGGAAUGCAGGCCGUCAUGUCUAGUGAUAUUGCAAUUGCGCAGUUCAAGUAUUUGGAAAGAUUACUUCUUGUACAUGGACAUUGGUGUUACCGGAGGAUGUCAUCAAUGAUAUGCUAUUUUUUCUUUAAGAACAUCACAUUUGGAUUCACCCUAUUCUUGUAUGAGGUGUAUGCAUCAUUCUCUGGACAGCCUGCAUACAAUGACUGGUUUUUGUCUCUCUAUAGUGUCUUCUUUUCGUCACUUCCUGUAAUUGCCCUUGGGGUCCUUGACCAGGAUGUAUCUGCCAGGUACUGCCUGAAGUUUCCGAUCUUAUACCAAGAAGGGGUGCAAAAUGUCCUCUUUAGCUGGCGUAUAGUACUUAGUUGGAUGCUUAAUGGAUUUAUUAAUGCCACAAUGAUAUUCUUCUUCUGCACAAAAGCAAUUGAGCCUCAGGCCUUUGAUGAGGAGGGAAGAACGGCCGGAAGGGAUAUGCUGGGCGUGACAAUGUAUACUUGCGUGGUUUGGGUGGUGAACUUGCAGAUGGCACUUGCUAUACGUUAUUUCACCUUGAUACAACAUAUUUUUAUCUGGGGUUCCAUUGCUUUCUGGUAUCUUUUCCUCCUGGCAUAUGGAGCAAUGCCUCCAAAAUUUUCUACAAAUGUUUAUCAAGUCUUCAUUGAAACUCUCGCCACAUCUCCUUCCUUUUGGGCUGUGACAUUCUUUGUGGCGAUCUCAACACUUAUACCAUACUUCACAUUCUCAGUAAUUCAGAUGUGGUUCUUCCCCAUGUAUCACCAAAUGGUACAGUGGAUAAGGUAUGAGAGGAAGACAAAUGCCACUGAAUAAAAAUACUGUGAUAUAAUGAGCAAAUAUCAUUAUGGCCGACCACAACGAGUUCAACAGCACAUUUUGCAGCUGAUGCUAACCACAGAUAGGCAGAAUUACUAACCAUAGAUAAUAUAUGUAUAGUGACAUUCCAAAGGGUGUGUUAAGAGUUAUAACUAUUUGACUGAAAAGUUAUUAUAGUAUAUAUGGCAAUGAUGGAUGUUGGAACAAUUGAGAAUGACACGAAGUGAGUGUAAUUUAGUGAGAUUUUGGUUGA